GUCUAUGGCAAAUACCUUGCAUUAGCUUUAUGAUUGAAAAUUACUUACAACACAAUAAAAUUAAUACACGGAAUUUCUGAAAUGAAUUCCCUAAAUAGCUCAAGCUUGGGGUAUAACAAAUAGUGAAACGCAACCAAUCAACCUACCCAUACAAGUUACGACUAUUGUGCGAGGAUGACAAUCACAAUAAAAUAUUAGCUGAUAACAGUGUUGUUCUAAAUGUUAUUGAGGAUAGUACAUAGUACCGUAAAUCGAAGAAAAAUAACAAAAUGUUCAAAUUACUGGUAUUCAUUUUAUUAGUAUUUCAUACUAAUUGUGAAGUCAAAAGCGAAAAGAAUAUACCGAUCGUUAUAACGACAUGGUCGUUUACGAAUGCUUCACAAAAAGCAUGGGAAGUUCUUAACGGAGGAGGCAAAGCUUUGGAUGCUGUUGAACAAGGUGCCACAGUAUGUGAAAAUGAGCAAUGUGAUCGGACAGUAGGCUAUGGAGGAAGCCCUGAUGAAGAUGGAGAGACUACACUAGAUGCCUUUAUAAUGGAUGGGAAAACAAUGAAUGUGGGUGCAGUAGCAGCUCUCCGUAGGAUAAAAAGUGCAAUAUCAGUGGCUCGACACGUGCUAGAGUAUACAAAACAUUCAUUCCUAGCUGGUGAACUGGCUACAAAGUUUGCAGUUGAAAUGGGUUUCAAGGAGGAGUCUCUUUCAACUGAUGAAUCUAUGGAGUUAUGGUCAAAAUGGCGUUAUGAAAAACAAUGCCAACCUAAUUUUCGUAAGAAUGUGAAACCAGAUCCACGCAAACAUUGUGGCCCUUAUCACAAAAAGAAAAAUUUUGUUGAUUACAUACAUCCGGAAGUUUUUGUAGUAGAUCGAUACAAUCAUGAUACCAUAGGAAUGGUUGCUGUGGACAGCGAAGGAGAUGUAGCAGCUGGUACCUCUACUAAUGGUGCUAAGUUUAAAAUCCCUGGAAGAGUAGGUGACUCUCCGAUACCCGGCGCUGGAGCUUACGCCGAUAAUACAGUGGGAGGUGCAGCGGCUACUGGUGACGGUGACACCAUGAUGCGGUUUUUACCAAGUUAUUUAGCGGUAGAGGAAAUGCGUCGAGGAUCGUCUCCGACGGAUGCCGCGAAAACUGCGAUCAAAAGAAUCUCAGCUUAUCAUCCUGAUUUCAUGGGUGCUGUAAUAGCUUUAACAAAAAAUGGCCAAUAUGGGGCCGCGUGUAACGGCAUCGAAACGUUUCCAUUUGUUGUACAAGAUAAAACACGAAAAACUUUUGAAGUUGUAACUAUUAAAUGUUGAUAUUUGUAUAUUAGUUUAUAUAAAAAAAUGUAUGUAAAUAAAUAUAUCCGAAC
Spodoptera exigua (beet armyworm) is the source of this 1345-nucleotide messenger RNA. The record is from the annotation of a GenBank genome assembly. Lineage: Eukaryota; Metazoa; Arthropoda; Insecta; Lepidoptera; Noctuidae.